Messenger RNA from Ictidomys tridecemlineatus (thirteen-lined ground squirrel), 195 nucleotides. Its product is annotated as keratin-associated protein 19-5. The record is from RefSeq and is a predicted model, not a curated record. NCBI's taxonomy places the organism in Eukaryota, Metazoa, Chordata, Mammalia, Rodentia, Sciuridae.
AUGAGCUGCUACUAUGGCAACUACUAUGGUGGGCUGGGCUAUGGCUAUGGUGGCCUAGGCUGUGGCUAUGGUGGCUAUGGCUGUGGCUAUGGUGGCUAUGGUGGCUAUGGUGGCUAUAGUGGCUAUGGUGGCUAUGGUUAUAGAUGCUGCCGCCCACUCUGCUACAGAAGAUGCUGGUCCAAUGGCUUCUACUGA